Molecule: messenger RNA, 5531 nt
Organism: Annulohypoxylon maeteangense
Lineage: Eukaryota; Fungi; Ascomycota; Sordariomycetes; Xylariales; Hypoxylaceae
Exons: 8
Coding region: 84-5288 (1734 amino acids)
Source: RefSeq, a predicted model, not a curated record
CAGGUGAGAUCCAAUAUGUCCUGGGUCGCUGUAUUCUCAUAACACUACCUACUUGAAAGUGUUCUUUUGACCGGACAAGCAUCAUGGGUGACUCGGCCGAUUUCGCGUCUAUAUUCAAGACUCUUGUCAAUGACAUGAAGACCUUGGAGCGCCUUCCGAUCGGUGAUUUUUGCAACCGUCUACAUAAUAAGUCAAGGUACAACUACAACGUGAGAGGCCUGUUCAAGUAUAUUCCUGGUUCGCCUGACUAUCCCCCUGAGUCGGAUCAGGAUGACUGGCAUAGUCAGAUACUGGAUGGGCUCGACAGAGCCUAUGUCUAUUUAGGGCUGUUAGCGAACUUUUCAGUUGCCAAUGCCAUAGAUAAUCUCAGCGGUAUUCCAGACCCUCAUGGGUACAAGUAUUGGGUUUUAUCUGAUCAUGUAACGGUUCGCUAUGGAGAAGUGAUGACGAUGUUGAUGGCAUAUUGCCUUGGCGAACAUAUCAAUACCCAUCUAGCAAAGCUCGGUCAUCUUACGCUCAAAGAUCUAAUUGAUCUUGACAAAGAUGGCGGCGCAGAUGGGAAUACCACCUUUCAUGAGUACAUGCGUGAUAGAAUGGAGGACGAUGACUUCAUCGACGGCGAGAUCAUGGUGGACCAAAAUAACAAGGAUCAUCUCUUUAGCAUUUCGCUGCUCUUCAUUGUCGACUAUCUCAUUUACCAACCUGGUAACCUACCUGGUUAUGCCGACGGGUACAUAGAGAGACCGAGUAAUCAAAUCCUCCAGCACUGGUCGACCAACAUUUGGAAUAGUCAUAUACAAGACGAUGACUCCAAGACUGAUGAUCUUGUCGAAUUCUGCGGGAAGCUAAGCACAAUCAGUUUUGCGCCCUCAACUCCAUACAAUCUUGCCCAACCUACCCCGACAUUUACCGUGCUAAAGGCAUUUUAUGACAUGGUAACCGACACUUCUCGAAAGCAGAACGGUUCAUCGAGUACAGAAUACGUAAAUGCGGUACAUUCUAGCAUCGAUCGUCUGCAGGCAAAGGAAGACGUCAUCAACGAGUGGAAGACUCAUUGUGAAGAACUAGCAGAUAACUUCCGUACACUGCAGUCCGACAGAUGGCAGCAAGGUAUCGAUAAAGCAUUUUCUGUGAGCGAUUAUGAUGGUAUCCAUGAAUGGGCUCUCUCUGCCCAUGAUGACGAUGAAUCAUACGAGACGGCACCAUACUACCAAUGCUUCUACGGGAACCCCCCUGAGCCUUGGCCAAAUGGAACUAGGUUCAGUUCUUCUUUCACGAAAGACACGGAUAUCCAGCUGGAGAAUCAAGCUACACUCCCAGUGCAAGAACUGAGAAACGAAGGCCGUAUCCUGAGUUCUGGGUUUCCACCAAGAUAUGUGAGGGUUGGGGCAGCAACCCAAACCCGACGGCAUACAGCACUUGUAGGAUUCAACGGCGGCGUUCCGUUCACGACGACCUCACAGGUUUUCAUGACGCCAACGGGCCUACGUGCCGUAGAUCCCCGUGCGGCCAAUUCGAUAAACCCAUUCCAACGGAUUCAACCCCUGGAUGUGGGCCAUUGUAUCUAUCAAAUCCAAGGGGAAUCUUACCAAGUAGUGGAGAUCAAAUCGAUUGAGUGUACGAAACACGGGAUACAGACCCUAUACGGGCUUUCAGCUCAAGAGGACGGCCAGUUUCAUCACGCCAACGGGUAUCUAGUCGCCUUCAAUGAUCCAGCUCAGUCACGUAACUCAGCAGCAGCCUUACUACGUGACCUACCAGCAGAUAAGAGAAUCCCGUUCCUGGCCAACCUUCCCGGAGUUCGUCGGUUACUUCGAGAACAUGGAACUCAAACUGUGCAGGAUAAACUCAACGAAGAGCUUUCUGGACUCCGCAAAUACGCUUCCAGAUCGACUUCCAUUGACCGAAAGCUAUCUAUUCCGCCUGCUAGAGGGAUUCCUCUGGAUUUGAUCGAGAAUACGUACCACACUUAUGCACCUGAUUCAAAUUCCCUUCCCACUGGAUAUGAGCUUCCUUACCUACAGGUCGUCGAUGGAUGUCUCAUCAUCGAUAACGAAGUUCAGUUGAAAGUAGCUACUGACAGAAAUUCAAGAAACUUUCGAUGGACUCGCCAUCUGCCCCGCCUUUCACUCUGGGAGCAUGGCCUCCUAAAGGUUUACUCACACGGUGCUGGAGGUACCGGGGCUACAUAUCUAACCGCGGAGUCAAAUCCUAGAAGUCUUGCAGCGAAUGGCCGUCUCUGUCGUUUCCUUGCACGUGCUGUAGACCCAACUCAGUCAAAAACAUCACGUCGUUCUAGCUUGGGCUCUUUUAUCUCGACGAGUUCGUACAGCAUUACUUUUGACAAGGAAAUCUGGCCAGCGGACCAAGCCGACUGGGAUAAUGUGAAGAACCCGGUUGUUGGAGGGGAGAUUAUGACAGGCUUCAUUGAGACUGAUGAAGGAUAUCAAGUACCCACGGCUAAGGUUCCGAUACUCGACAACCUCCAGACACAACUCAACCAAAAAUAUGGCAAGAACAUUGAUCCACUGUACCGCGUUUUGCAUUCGAUAUCAGCCCAGGGAAAUCCCAUAUUUACGGUUCAGUUCCAUCGGGCUUCCAUAAUCCCCUUUCUGUCCAACCAAGGCUUGAACAACGGCGUGUUUGAGUUGGGAUUCCAGUCCCAACUAGGUAUAGAUCUAACUCUUCCUUGUUUAUUCCGGGAGCUCCAAAUCGAGGCCGAUCUGUUGUUCCCGGAGGAUAGCACUGCUGUGGCAUUUGAGUAUGAUCCUGCUAUGCGCGAAAUGAAAGGGAACAGGCAUUUCGUUUCAGUUUCCAAGGGAGGUUCCAGUGUAGCUCACCUCCAGAGCAUGCGAGCAAAGGUCUCCUAUGCCUUUGCGUUUUCCUCUAAGCUUGGAGACAUCAGCUCAGGGGAAAAUGGUAGUCCACCGGCCGACAUCACCAAGUACCUUGAGCAAGAACGAACCGCCGAUGUAUCGGACCUUGUGGACUUCCCUGACUAUGACGACCAAAGUGCCCACGAUGCGUCCCAGAAGCUGAUUCACAAGAUGAUGCUGUAUCAUAUGAAUGACGACGAUCGUCAAUCAUUCCUAAGUGCCAGUAAGCCCAACGAUCUACCAACCGAGCUCGCCGAUGGAUUAGACAGUGAGCUCAAAGACUUUCUCCGAAACAAAUACGCGGUCGCAUUCCUGUGCAACUCAUUUUCAGGGUCGGACAAGUAUAGCAGCUCCUUCACAGCCCAGGAACAGAAGAACCUCUGGUAUUGGUGGCAAGGCAAUGGGAAAAGCUGCUUGUCUCGCUCAAAGGAGUAUAACACAAUCAACGACCUCACAUCUGUACAAGGCAUGAAGAAUCUCCACCAGUCCUUUUUGGCUCCGUAUCUAGACAGUAACCCCGGAGACUGGGCGCAGCAGAUGCUGUCUGUGCUGCAAAACGAAGCUGUCAUGGAUCUGCAGCUAACAAAUCCGAUGCAAAGGGGAGUGAAUGUGAUGAACCAGCAGUCAUGCAUGAUGCACACCCUAGCACCGGACAAAAAAUUCGCAGACACCUGGUUCCAGAAGAUCGUGAGCUACACAAUCAAGCGCGGCGCCGAAUUCCCCACAAUCAGCGCAGACAAGAGCGAAGCGCGGGAGUACCUCACCGAGUCCAUCCGAAGCCUUACCACACAGGCUCUCGGAGGAAACAGUGCGCUCCCAACCAACAUCCAGUCAGCACUAUGCGAAGACGUGGAACAAUUCGAAACAGACAACGGCUUGGAUCAAAACCAGUCGGCGGACACUCGGGCCCAGCAGAUCAUCGACGCGACGCUUGACAUGACGGACGAGCUCACCGGCUGGCUAUUCAGCGAGGAUAAGGGGCUGGAUAAAGCGUGGGGUGGCACCGCUUUCUACCAGUGGAUAAGUGAGGCCUGGGACCAGGUUUCUGAGAAGUACCAGGCGAGCAAGGUUCUCAAGGGGCUUUUCACAACUUCUAUGGCCGCCUACAAACUCUUCCGACUUGGAUACAGCCUCGUCGGGCUUGUCCAGGAUUGGAAUAGCAUGGACGGUUCGGAUCGCGCAACGGUCAUCAUGGAGAUGUUGAUCACGACAGCCGAAGGGCUGGAGUACGCCUACGACUCGUGGAAGGUAUGGAAAGGGAGGACGGGGACGGUUAUUCUCGAUCAUCUGGAUACAGCGGAGAUGGACCAGGGGAUCUAUCGAUCGCUCGACGACAAUGCGGCUAGUAUGGCUGAAAUGUCAGACGAUGUUAACCCUGAAGGUGGUUUCCACGAGUCGAUAGGUGAACAUGUUGGAGGAGAUGGGGUGCCGACUGGUGAGGAAGGAGAAGGCGGAAGUGGGUGGAACGAAUCUGUCGAUGAGAUGCCGGAAAAGAUUCCUCCCGGGGAAGCAGAGGCUGCCGAGGAAUUCAGCAUUGGUAGCACCGGACUGAAGGUCUUCAGCGCCGCAUUGGGGAUUGGCAUAUCGAUAGCCAUGACCUUCAGCCUGGUCCACGAUUGGGAUAGUCUCAGCCUACCCGACAAGAUUAUCAACACGUUGUCCGUGGUUGUCCAGGUUCUUUCCGUAACUCUCGAAUUGGUCGAUCUCGGCGCCGAAAUUGGUUUCUGGGCCGUCAGCGCGACUCUCUCCGCGGCACUUCCGGUAGUUGGCGUCGUAUUGGUCGUGGUCGGGGUGAUCCUAACACUAGUCAGUCUCCUCAUACACUUAUUCGGUAACAGCGACCCUCCGGACGACCCAGUACAGACGUAUAUCAAAAAGACCGGGAAACCGGUGAUCGAUCAGUUCGACGAUGCGCGCGACCCACAGCUAAAAUACUCGGUCUCGCCGACCCAGCCGUCGGCAGGUAAUGUAGUGAGCAUCACCGUCUCAGCCGCGAACAAUACAAGCAGCGAGGUGACCUUAACCGGUCUGGAACUCACCAUCCUGGGUGGGAAGAUUGAUUCUUGCCUAUUCACCGACAAUGAGAAUCUUGAGCUGGUUAACGACAACGACGCGAACAAAACGGACGCUGGUCAUGUCUACGUGACGCCAAGCCAAUAUGUUAACGGCAAACUGCCCGUCCGGACGGCUUUGGAAUCUACUAAUUCCACUUACUACCAGUACAACCUACAGGUGGGCGGCCCGAAAAAGGGAAAGGAGAGCCUCCUCCAACGGCUUGUUCUGGGGGCUUACCAGAGCUUCUCUGCUGUUCUCACGGCAACAGUAAAUUCGAAAGGCUCUAGCAAGAUUGAUGUGGUUGAAAAGUUUGGCAGUGAUAGGAGCCAUGUGGCACUCAGUCUCACUAGGGUAUAACCAAUUUGAUAAGGUAUUGUUUACGAGCCUCUCGGUUAGUUAAUAUACUAGGUAGUCUUCUAGUUUCAAGGGUUUAACCUAGUGCACCAUCUCGAAUAUCGCCUCCUCGACUUCCUUGGGAUGCGAUACACUCAAAAAGUGAACACCGCCUUCAAUGAAAUUGAGCUUGGCCUCGCUUGAACCAGUAAAAAGUUUGAUAUGCUCUUGCGGGACGAUUGUGCCAUAGAUUGGGUCCUCCGUUCC